AUGAAUAACUGUACCCGUUUGUCUGAAAAUGGCUGGCCUUGGCACCUCCGGAGCCUUCCUCAACACCAAAAGCCCGCUGCACCGGAGACUGCAGGGCCGGUUGCUGGGAGCGUCCGCGCCAGGUGUGCUGGGCCCGCCGGCCCCAAAGACUCCCACCGAGAGGCUCCCGGCUGCCGGAGGAGAUCGGCCGAAGCGACGACGGCGCGGCGCAGGCGCCCUGAUCGCGUGCAGGCGGCCCAGCCGCCUCCCCGCUCUCGCCCCUCAAACAGGGAGGGACAAGGCCAGGGAAUGUCUGUGGAGGUGUUGGACGGGUUCGACUCCCAUCCUCUUCUGAGCCAGGCCCUUGAGGACUUUCAAGAGAAGGUGGCCUGCCCUGGCGCCUUGGGAUCCUUGAAGGCGUCAGUGGCAGAGGCUGCAAGGACCGCUUCAAAGGCAUUGUUCGACUUCACGGCAGCUUCUCUUGUUGAGGCAGGCAAGGGUGGUGAGGCCCCCCGUGGCAGCCUGCAUGUGAGUGGCUUUGAUGCUGAGCAGAUAUGGGCACAGAUCGAUGGCCUCAGCACUGAGUUGAGCAAGCGCACUCGAAGGCUCCUGCGCAAGGCAGGAGGGGAGCCAUCGUUCCUGGCCGAAGGGGUGGAGGAGGAUCUGGAUGAGUUGCUGGAUGGCAGGGAUGGGCGGGAGGCUGGAGAGGCUGUGCCGGCCAAUGGCACUCUGGAAGUCGUUGAAGAGUCGUCCAGGGGAGAAGGCACAGAUGAUGAGGACAAAGAAGAUGCAGGCAGCCUUGAGGCAGAUGAGACAGAUGAAGCAUCACAGGGGGGCAGCGAUGGGGCGGAGGCUGGGGAUGGCGCAUUGGCCAAAGGCAGGCUGGCUGUGGAGGACGAUUUCAUGAACCUCGACGACAUGGAGCGGUUUGUUCAGAACGCCGAAGCAGAGGCGAUGGGCCUGGAAGAUGGGGCGCAUCUCGAAGACGAUGAGGGUGAUGAUGCCGAAGGUGGUCCUGGCGACCCAGAUAGGAUGGGUGGGCCAUCUGGCGACGGAAUCGCCAGGGGCGAGCUGGGGCAGGAGGACGACCUGGACGGCCCCGAGAUCAGGCACGAUGAUUUUUUCGGUAGGGUGAAGAAGAGGCGCCGGGGUGGGGAGGGUGGGGAGGGUGGGGAGGGGGAGGUGGGAGGGGAUUUGGAAUGGGGGGACCCGGGGGAGGCGGAACUCGCGGCGGCGAAGGCCAGGGCCGCCAAGGGGAGGGCGUCCAGGUUCGACCUGGGGGGCCUGUCGCUGGCGGAGCAGAUCAGCAGGCUGGAGGAGGAGGCGCUGGCCGAGAAGCCAUGGCCGCUCAAGGGGGAGGUCACCGGGGCCGACCGGCCGCUGAACAGCGUCCUGGCUGCGGACCUGGAGUACGACACCACCAUGCGCCCCGCACCCCAGCCCACGGAGGCCAGCACCCAAUCGCUCGAGGAGUUGAUCAAGCGACGGAUCGCCAACCACGAAUUCGACGACGUUGUCCGGGUGGUGCCCCCGCCGGUGGAGGAGAAGAAGGUGCUGAUCGAGAUGGACGACGCCAAGGCCAAGCAGGGGCUGGGGGAGCUGUACGAGGCAGAUUACGUGCGGGCGUCCGGGCCGAUGGGCGCGCACGACAAGGACGAGGGCCUGCGGCAGGAGGCACGGCAGUUGCUUGCUGAUCUUUGCCUCCGCCUGGACGCCCUGACGCACUUCCACUUCACCCCUAAGCCCGUGGUUGAGCAGAUGGAAGUCAAAGUCGACGUGCCUGCGCUGGCCAUGGAGGAUGCGGUGCCGAUGGCCGUCAGCGAGGCUCAAUUGCGGGCUCCAGAGGAGAUCUACCGCAGCGGCGCCAAGGCCGGGGAGGUGAUGGGGGAUGGGGAGAUCGAAAGAGAUGACAGGAGGAGGAUGCGGAGGGCCAAGAAGCGGGCGUUCAAGAACAGGGAGAGGGCGAAGGCGGCGGAGAGGGCUUCAAGGGCCGCGUCGAAGGGCGGGGAGGCGCCCGUGGCGGGCGUGAAAUCGGCCAAGGGAAAGGAGGGAAAAUCGGUGAACGGAAAGGGGGAAAUAUCGGUGAAGGGAAAGGAGGCGGGUGGGGGGGGAUCCAAGUUGCGGUUUGGGUCGGGGGCGGUGUUCGCGAAGCUGCAGGCGGAGAGGGAGGGGAGGGGCGAGGGGGCGCGGAGGAGGAAGGGGGGCGAGGAGCUGAAGUCGGCGGCUGUCAAGCUUUGA
Messenger RNA from Ostreobium quekettii, 2217 nucleotides. The record is from the annotation of a GenBank genome assembly. Lineage: Eukaryota; Viridiplantae; Chlorophyta; Ulvophyceae; Bryopsidales; Ostreobiaceae.